GUAGUCAGCAGUUAACAUGUUUUAUGGCUUGUCAUGAUCACGGAAGUCAUUUGUCCUCAUACAGGAAUGCUCGCUACUAGGAGCUUUUGAAAGCUAAAAUUGGUUGAGAAUGUUGUUUCGGUUCAGCCGUAUAGCUUUGUGUAGCUUCAAUACGUCAAGGCCUGCGUAGUCACGGAGUGCAGCGCUGAAAGAUUCUACAAUCGUCUGAAUAUGUUUCAAACGCUUUUAAGAUGACAGAUGCGCCGGAACUUGUUUCUAAAAAAGUGGAAACCUCCACUCUAACACAAGAGCACCCUGAAGACGAGAAGACCCAGGACAUUUGUAAGCAGUAUGCAUUCAUUAGAAGAAUCAAAGGAGACGGCAACUGCUUUUACAGAGCCUUAAUCUUUGGACAUCUGGAGUCACUGUUACAAAAUGUGAGAGAUAUGCAGAAUUUCAAGGAUAAACUCAUGCAGACUAGUAAAGACCUCCUGACUGCAGGUUUCAAUGAGAGCUCAUUCAAAGACAUACUUAACACAUUUGUCAGUGUUGUGGAGCGCUGCGAAGCAGAUGACCAGGGCACCACCCUGUUAGAGCUCUUCAAUGAGCAGCAUGCCUCUAACAGUACGGUACAGUACCUAAGGCUCCUCACGUCGGCCUACCUACAGAACCACUCUGACUUCUUCCAACACUUCGUAGAGGCACCUAGUCUGAAGGAGUACUGCACGCAGGAAGUGGAGGCUAUGGCAAUGGAGUGUGACCAUGUUGAGAUCACGGCCUUGUCUGAAGCCCUGGGGAUAAGCAUUCACAUUGUGUCCAUGGAGGAAGGUGAUGGACGUCUCACUCACCAUACCAUUCCAGAAGGGGCAAACCCCUCCCUGCACUUGUUGUACAAGACAUCCCAUUAUGACAUACUCUACCCGAAUAUACAUCUCUGAUCAUCAUAGGCAGACCACAGUUUCUCUCAGGGUUACUUUUAAAUUAAAAGUAAAUUGCACCUCUUGGGGUGAAUAUAAACACUGGCCAAAGUU
Messenger RNA from Megalops cyprinoides (Indo-Pacific tarpon), 1010 nucleotides. Its product is annotated as ubiquitin thioesterase OTUB2-like. Gene Ontology annotation, molecular function: cysteine-type deubiquitinase activity; ubiquitin binding. The record is from RefSeq and is a predicted model, not a curated record. The transcript has 6 exons. Gene Ontology annotation, biological process: negative regulation of double-strand break repair; protein K48-linked deubiquitination. The coding region runs from base 231 to 917 and encodes 228 amino acids. Gene Ontology annotation, cellular component: nucleus. NCBI's taxonomy places the organism in Eukaryota, Metazoa, Chordata, Actinopteri, Elopiformes, Megalopidae.